AUGCUCCAUCCGAUUUUGGAUCUUAGUAGUGUGAAUGUUGUCCUUGCAUUGUCAGGAAUCUACAUUUUGGUCUUUGGUUUCGUUGCUGUGAAGAUCAAGCAAAGAUGGUACCUUGGUGAAGCGUUACCGUCGUUUAUUGUGGGCGCUAUAAUAGGGCCCUUUUGUGCCAGAUUCAUCAACGUGAGCCAAUGGAGUGGGGACUCUAAAACUGAUGUUGGUGACAUUGCCUAUGGCCUGAGCCGACUGGUAAUUGGUAUCGCGAUGGUCAAAGUUGGAUAUGAACUACCAAAACGGUAUCUUCGGCUUCGCCUAGUUGAGCUCACGAUCUGUUUACUGCCUUUGAUGACCAUCCAAUGGUUGAUCACAUCGGCAUGUAUCAAGCUGAUAAUCCCUCAGUUGAGCUUCUUGACUUCACUCAUCAUCGGAUCUUGUGUGAUAUGCAUCGAUCCAGUUCUCUCGCAGGCCAUCGCCAAAGGCCCUUUCGCAGAUCAGUACGUUCGAAGGCACCUUCGAGAAUUUAUUUCUGCCGAAGCAGGUGGAAAUGAUGGUUUCGGGUUUCCGUUUCUUUUGCUCUCGAUUGCUCUCCUUCGUUAUACCGACUCUCCACCGGGUGUAAUGAAUUCAGCAGAGGCCGACCUCACAAAUCAUAGGCGUGAUUGGAUUGGCGAACAAGAUACUGGUCGGUUUGGUGGCGAUGUCGGACGCGCUUUGGCACAUUGGGCUGUUGAAGGGGUAUUAUACAUGCUGGUUAUGGGCGCUGGAUAUGGUGUCCUUGUCGGAUUUUUGAGUCGGAAAGCGUUGAAUGUGGCUUCAAAAAGACGAUGGGUUGACAGGGAGAGUUUCUUCCUAUAUCCCGUUGCUAUUGGACUGUUUAUUGUCGGCACCUGUGGCUGUUUCGGAUCUGAUGAGACCCUCGCCUGCUUCGUCGCCGGUUGCGCUUUGAAUUGGGACGGAUCAUACCAUUUCGAAGUUGAAGAAAGGCGUGAUUCUUUCAAUCCUGCAAUUGAAAUUAUCCUGAACUUUGGGACGUUCAUGUUUCUCGGUGCUAUUACGCCAUGGGAUCAGUUUCAAAUGCCCAGCCAGAAUGGAAUCACCAUCGCCCAACUGGUCGGGUUGGGAUUCUUGAUUUUGAUAUUUCGCCGGAUCCCGGCGAUCAUGAUGGGAUAUCGAUUUAUGCCUAAAGUGUGCAAUGAUUGGAAAGAGGCAUUAUUUAUGGGUUACUUUGGGCCGAUUGGAAUUGGCGCAAUAUCAUAUGUGGAGUAUGCACGCAGACUAUUACCGGACCCAGGAGAAAGUGAUGUCGAGAUCAACACUCUGACUUCGACUAUGAUUCCCGUGGUCUACUGGCUCGUCUUCUUCUCCAUCGUCAUCCAUGGACUCUCGAUACCAGUUCUGAACUGCCUCUAUAAAUGGUUCAAGGUUCCCACAAUCAAAGACCAUCCAAUCGAAAUAGUUCUACUCUCAGAGAACGAACCGGUCCCCAACAAUAGUGUGGUCGAUCGCCAAGGUCACUCGAUUGUGCUCAACAACCGCUUCUCUUGUGCCUCCGGUCGCGUCACGAAUCUCCCCAAGGGCCAUGUGAAGCAGGCGGGCUUUCAAGCAUUCCCUGUGGAUGUGACUUGGGAGCAGGAUUGUGCAAUCACUAUGCGCGAUGGGAUCAAGCUUUACGGUGAUGUGUUCCGGCCGACCCGUGGAGACAAAGUACCCGCUAUCAUUCCUUAUAGUCCAUAUGGAAAGGUCGAUUCGGGUGUUCUGUCGUAUGAUCUCAUGGGUCCCUACCGUAUGGGAAUUCCAUACCAGCGCCUGAGUGGAUACGAGACGUUCGAAGGUCCCAACCCUGCUGAGUGGGCCGAGCGUGGAUAUGCAGUUGUUGACAUCGAUGCUCGGGGAUGCGCGCAUUCGGAGGGGAAUAUUGUUUUCUGGGGUCAACAGGAGGCAGAAGAUAUCUAUGAUUGUAUUACUUGGGUAUCUCAGCAACCGUGGUGCAAUGGAUCAGUUGUUCUUGCUGGGAAUUCCUGGCUCUCCAUAUCCCAAACUAACUUUACCUCCCGACUCUCCCACCCAGCUCUAAAGGCAAUUGCCCCAUGGGAAGGUCUUUCAGAUCCUUAUCUUCAGCAAAACUGCCGGGGCGGGAUCCCCAAUCCGGUCUUUAUGGGUUUGAUCAUGGGUGGAUUCGCCGGUCUGGCUAACAUGGAGGAUUUUGGGAAGAUGCUGCAAGAGCAUCCAUUGUAUGAUGCGUACUGGCAGAGCAAAAAAAUUGACGCCAAGAAUAUUCGCGAUAUUCCGGUGUACUUCACAGCCUCCUACUCGACAGGCCUUCACACGGAAGGAUCUCUUGAGGGAUUUCAGACAGCAUCUACUCCGAAGAAAUGGAUUCGAAUUCAUGCUUCCCAGGAGUGGCACGACCUAUAUACUGUCAAAGCAAAUGACGACCUUCAACGCUUCUUCGAUUUCUACGCCAAGGGUAUCCAAAAUGGCUGGGAAGAAGAUACUCCUCCAGUGAGACUCACCUUGCUUGGUUUUGAAAAUAGCCCAGCAAAAACAAUCGUGGAGCGACCUGAGCAAGAGUGGCCUCCUGCACGUCUGCGCAUGGAAAAGUUUUACCUUGACGCUGCCACAAAGUCACUUAGUCCCUCCAAGCCGGACGCCACCGCAACGACAACACAUGAGAGCCACUCUCUGACCGACUCCUCGGACUUCAAGCUGGUUUUCUCCGAGUACACGGAGCUCUGUGGGCGACCGUUUGUUAAAAUCUUCAUGUCAGCCCCCUCACAUGAUGAUCUCGACGUUGUUGUACAGAUUCGCAAACUGUCUGCUUCUGGCGAAGUCCUCGAGUCUCUCAAUUGGUCUCCCAUGCCACAACCGCAGCCCGAAGUGCCCAAUGUGAAUGUUGCUAAACACCUCGGUCCCCAGGGAAUGCUCCGUGCGUCUCAUCGCGUUAGUAUGGCUCCUCGCACCAGUGACGAUGAGUAUCCUUCUUAUGAUCACCGCUCACGGCAACCAAUUACGCCCGGUGAGAUCGUGGAGCUGCUGAGUCCGAUCUGGCCCAUGGGUGUUGUGUAUGAAGCAGGCGAGGGAUUGGUAUUGAAGAUUUCAGGCCAUGAUAUGUCAUUGCCAGAGAUCGAGAUGUUGAGGCCGACUGAGCCUCGCGAUGAGAACAAGGGACAGCACAUUGUCCACACGGGUGGAGAAUAUGAUAGUUAUUUGGUUCUUCCGCGCAUUGCAUAA
Messenger RNA from Penicillium canescens, 3228 nucleotides. Its product is annotated as putative plasma membrane antiporter. The record is from RefSeq and is a predicted model, not a curated record. Gene Ontology annotation, cellular component: plasma membrane. Gene Ontology annotation, biological process: regulation of membrane potential; proton export across plasma membrane; sodium ion export across plasma membrane. Bases 1 to 3228 code for a protein of 1075 amino acids. NCBI's taxonomy places the organism in Eukaryota, Fungi, Ascomycota, Eurotiomycetes, Eurotiales, Aspergillaceae. Gene Ontology annotation, molecular function: sodium:proton antiporter activity; dipeptidyl-peptidase activity. The transcript has 11 exons.